AAGAAUUUGACAGAAUCGCCCAAAAAGAUCUCUUCGACUUCUUCAGCAGAUAAACAAUCUUCUACGACAUCUAACAAAUGGCCAUUGUCCACUCAGAAAUUGGAAGCACCAGGAGACACUUUCGGCCCGAAAGUUGUGUUGGUCGAAGAAACCGCCAUCGGAUAUGUCCACAACCUAUCCAAUCCCAGAAGAAACAGGGGAAAUACUCUGGAUUACUGCACCUUUCUACUCCAAACAGCGACAAAGAACGUGGAGGCCCUGCUCUAUAGCCCCCAUAAAAGACCUCUACUUCUUCAAAGUCAAGAAAGACAUGCUCCUAUAAAGCUCACUUACUUCACCUACACUCAAGCGAAAGAUAAAAUUAUCGUCAAUGACAUGACUAACAUUAGUACUCCACAACAGAGUGAAUAUUCGUUUCAACAUCAAACCCCUACAGAACCUCAAGCACCAAAUACCAAAAUGUUAGAUGUGCUCAAUACCUCCAAAGAAUGGGAAGUUGUCACAGUUCAAGGCAAGAUUUUUGGUUUGAAAGACCAGCAUAUAGUUGGAAGUCCCUGCAAAAAACUUACCCUUGUGGAGGUGUUUCUUGAUGAUGGAUCUGGCCGGAUUCCCAUAGAUAUUUGGGAAUCUCACAUUGAGAACGUCAAAACUGGUAGGUAUUGCAAUGUUUUUAAAACAUGCAAAAAAAAUGCUGUGUUAAUGUACCAGUCAAAUCGAAGCUUUGGAAGUUCCCCUAGGCAUUUGAAUUUUUGGAAAAUUUUUGCUCAAAUGCCUCCCUCACUGGGCCAAAAAGCUGUUCAGAUGCCCCCACUGGGAAAAUUACCAGAUUACUGUUUUAACUUUUCAGUAGCUUCUAUAAUACUUCUGAGGCUCUGCAUGUUAACAUGGUUUAUUAGACAACACUUAUUUAAAUGUUAUACAUAUAAAUAUAGUUCUUAAACACCAAAUACGAAACACUGCUUGUGCAUGCCUUUGGUUUUCAACCAAUCCGGCACAAAUACGCAAUCUUUUCCUUUGAAUUUAUAAGCGAUAAAAUUCCCCACCCUCUUAGUGGUAAUCAAAUGCCCUCCCUCCCGGGCAGGAACAGCUGUCAAAUGCUCGGGGUAUGCCCAGGGUGGGGAGAUGUUUAAGCUUCGAUUUGACUGGUACAUAACAUACCAUAUUUAUUUACUUAUAAGGCGCACCAUUUUUCAAGAUAAAAUAUCCUUCUUCAAUGAAAAUCUGCUUAAAACUCGGGGUGCGUCUUAUAAUCGAGUAUUUUCCAAAUUUCCCUAAUAAUUAUUAAAUAAAACUCUUUUUCCAAGUCGCACCAGGAGAAUGGUACGCCCAAGUACCAAUCUUGUAACUUAAAACGCUGUUUCCUGAGAAGGAUGACUUGAGCAAAUUAAAAAGUGUGACUUUUUUGCUAUUGUUUGUAAUGUGUGACUUUUUUGCCUUUGGUUUGAAAAUGAAAGCACCGUAAUUAGUAACUUUUGGAAGCAAAUUGUUGUAAGUACAGCGAUGUGGUCAAAAAAAUUUCCCAUAAUUCUGGGUGCGCCUUAUAACAGGGUAUUUAGGUGAAAUUUUCAUUUUACUCACUUGUCACAAAGUUUAGGGUGCGUCUUAUAACCGAGUGCACCUUAUAAGUGAAUAAAUACGAUAAUUUCUUUUCAUUUCCAUAGACCAAGUUUAUAACUUCGCCAAUGUUCAAGUCAAAGUCUGGGGUGGAAGAAAGAAGCUUGCAACCACUAUGCAUACAGCCAUUCAAGCUAUUGACAAUCAACUGUUACGUGAUCUACCAACAAAUAGCGAAGACCUGGAGCCACAACAAACCCUCAAAAUAACUGGGGUUCACUCCAUACAGAAGAUAACCAAGUAUUUAGAGUGUCUCCAUUGUAGCAAAGGUAUAAUCCAGGGAACAUGCACAGAUAUCAUCAUUUGUGAACACUGUGGCCAAAUGAUGAAGACAGACUCCUGCCAGACAAAAGUUGUGGCGAAGAUAGUCAUUAAGAUGGAUGACCAAGAAGUAGUUUUCAAAAUUGAUCAUCCUCUACUCGAAAAGAUCUAUCCUGGUGUAAUCUCUAUGGAUCACUCAGUCUUAGGAAGAGAGUUGCUUUACGGUCUUGUGGAUCAUACUCUUGUGUAUAAUACUGAAAACUUUAAUGUGUUGGAUAUCACAGUUUAA
This is a messenger RNA of Pocillopora meandrina, 2164 nucleotides long. The record is from the annotation of a GenBank genome assembly. NCBI's taxonomy places the organism in Eukaryota, Metazoa, Cnidaria, Anthozoa, Scleractinia, Pocilloporidae.